This is a messenger RNA of Periconia digitata, 2133 nucleotides long. Lineage: Eukaryota; Fungi; Ascomycota; Dothideomycetes; Pleosporales; Periconiaceae. The record is from the annotation of a GenBank genome assembly.
AUGAAUCAAUCCACUGGACAGCAGUCACAAAUGAUGUAUCCUUAUCACGGCGUUCAUCCUCAGCACCAGCAGCAGCAGCAGCAGCAACAGCCUCGACAGCAUCCGCAAACAAUGCAGCAGGUGUCACGACCGUCGCCACCCAAACCCAUGUGGGCAGUGCCACAGCCCCACAACCCUUACUAUCAAAUGCAAAGGGCCAUGGGAAUCAACAGAGACGACUCCCAGCGAACUAUUAGAUCUGAUGUUAGCAGUCCGAGUGCCCCGGCUAUGAGCGAAGCAUCUUACCGACAUGGAAUGACCGGGCCGCCUACACUGGGCAACACAGACUACUUUCCGGGUGUGAUUGAUACCAGUAUGUUCAAUCGUUCCGAGUCUGCCGCCUCGUGUCUAACGUACAUAGGUCCCUGGGGUUCGAAGGUCUGCGAAGAGCUCGAGCAGUUCCCAUCAUUGGAUGCAGAUAUCCAUGAAUUCAACCAAGGUUUAAUGGGCCACGACGAGAACACGCCAAUCAUUGACUUGAGGCAGUAUCAUGGUAUGGAUCACCGUGACAACGAGAAUGGGGCCGCCUUCAAUCCAGACCCCUCGAGGCGCUUGUCUGAGUCGUCAUUUUCGAUCUCAAGCACCGGGGGAGUUCUUCCAGAGGUGUCCAACUAUGAAGACAUGGGCUCAUCCGAGGCAGUUUCGUAUGCGUCAGAUUGUGACGCCUGGAACAACCUUGAGCCUGCUCCUUCCCUGCUCUCUCCACUCGCUUCCCCACGACGUCCGCAACACGACAAUGUUGUCCGCAACGGCAGCCGUUCUCGCGCCUCGCCUACACCGCACAACAAUUCGCGCGCAUCACCUUACACCCUUGAUAGCGGCCGAUUCAAGAGGUGGUCAACCGGGCAAGCGCCAACUUCGAUACCUUCAAACUCGCGCCCACUAUCGCAGGUUCACGACCGAUUUGCUCCUUAUGGGCCCCGCAUGAAUCCGCACCAUAACCCGCACCACUCAAUGCCUGCCUAUCCGCCAAGUGCUAUGCACAACUUCGGUCUGCCCACUCAAAACGUGCUCUAUUCGCAAAAUCACACGCUUCAAUCCAACGGUCCCGCCAUGUUCGCAUCGCACGACCAUCCCUACCAGCUUGAGAUCCCAAGGCCACUCCCUUCGCAGGGACUGUUUCGCUUACUCCAAAGCAACGCCGAUCGACAUGAUGGCUGCGCAUCGCAUUUUGCAGACCUUUCCGAUCCACCAGAUCUAUACUCAUCCCUUCACGAAGAGCCAUGCGACCCACCAGAAUCCGAUAUGAAUCCAUCUGACCCUGAUCUCGUUCCUCAUGAACAGGAUCUACGCUUCACCGGUGACUUGUACACCCCACGCUGGGUGCGCGGUCACGGUAACAAGCGAGAGGGCUGGUGCGGACUUUGCAAGCCUGGCCGCUGGCUCGUGCUCAAGAAUAGCGCUUUUUGGUACGAUAAAUCAUUCACGCAUGGUGUCAGCGCGGCAACUGGAGCUGCUUUCCAGGGACCUCAAGAUACUCGACGAACCGAAGGAAACCUUGACGUCUGGGAAGGGUUGUGUGGGAGCUGCGGAGAGUGGAUCGCGCUCGUAAGCAGCAAGAAGAAGGGUACGACAUGGUUCCGGCACGCGUACAAGUGCCACACACAUCCAAAGGUCAAAGACGGCCCUAAGAGACGCCGUGAAACGCAUGCUGUACGCGCUCGUGCCGCUUCAGCUUCCAACACCACGUCUACUUAUCCAAUUAAAUCCGAAUUACAAACAGACGUGAAAACGAACCGGCACUCCACACCGAUUCCAACAUCAUCACUUCAAGCCCUCGGCAUACCGAUAUCAGCACCUCAUCACACUCCCUUGCCGCCCACAUCUACUCCGCAGCCGAGCCACUCAACACCGCAUUUGGCUGCUACUUCUUACCCCACACCGACAUCUUCUACAACCCACCACCCGCCAGCCAACCCGCUAUCGGGAGAUUCGGGGACUACCAAAUCGCGCUCAGAACCGCCUAUUGUUGGGCUUUUCACGUCUCCGUUACAACCCGGUAGCACGUUUAAUCCAGCCCACGCCAUCAGCGAACCAGAACUGGUUGGAGUGCCGAGGCCGACUGCGCUCAGCUCUCUAGCGAGCAUGAUAUAG